This is a messenger RNA of Notothenia coriiceps (black rockcod), 1954 nucleotides long. It is a transcript of the gene lman1, whose product is annotated as lectin, mannose-binding, 1. Gene Ontology annotation, biological process: endoplasmic reticulum to Golgi vesicle-mediated transport. Lineage: Eukaryota; Metazoa; Chordata; Actinopteri; Perciformes; Nototheniidae. The transcript has 13 exons. Gene Ontology annotation, cellular component: endoplasmic reticulum membrane; COPII-coated ER to Golgi transport vesicle; Golgi membrane. Bases 48 to 1595 code for a protein of 515 amino acids. The record is from RefSeq and is a predicted model, not a curated record. Gene Ontology annotation, molecular function: D-mannose binding.
CCGUCAUUCUCGUGGUCUCAGCGCUACGUCAGCAGUGAUACAGAAACAUGGCGGUGUCCAUAGCACAGCGCCCGGCUGCCAACACUCGUUUGUUGAUAUUAACUUUUCUCACAACGUUAAUAUUUCACCACAGCCUCGCCGACGUCCCCGCCGGUGCCCCGACGACAGAGGAGCUUCCUCACCGCCGGUUUGAGUACAAAUACAGCUUCAAGGGACCCCACCUGUCUCAGAAAGACGGCGGGAUCCCGUUUUGGAUCCACACUGGAAAUACUAUUCCCAGUGCAGACCAAGUGCGCAUCACUCCGUCCCUCAGGAGUCAGAAGGGCUCUGUGUGGACCAAAAACAAAUUCAACUUUGAACACUGGGAGGCCAAGGUGACCUUCAGAGUAUCUGGACGAGGCCGGAUGGGAGCGGAUGGUUUGGCCAUGUGGUUCACCACUGAGCAGGGCCUCGACGGCCCGGUGUACGGAGCGGCCGACCAGUGGAACGGAGUGGGAGUCUUCUUUGACACCUUUGAUAACGAUGGAAAGAAAAAUAACCCAGCUAUAGUUGUUGUGGGAAACAAUGGCAAGCUUGUUUAUGACCAUCAAAAUGACGGCACCACACAGGCCCUCGGCACGUGUUUACGAGACUUCCGCAACAAACCCUAUCCUGUCCGAGCCAAAAUAACUUACUACAAGAAGACGCUAACGGUGAUGUUCAACGCUGGUUUCACUCCAGACAAAGAAGACUACGAGCUCUGCACCAAGGUGGACAACAUGGUCAUCCCCACUGAGGGCUUCUUCGGCAUCUCGGCAGCCACUGGAGGCUUAGCAGAUGACCACGAUGUUUUGUCCUUCUUAACGUUCAGUCUCUCAGAGCCAGGCCAGCAGCCGCCCCCACCUGAAUCUGAGAUUCCUAAAGAAGAGAAGGACAAGUACCAGGAGGAAUUUCAGAACUUCCAGCAAGAGCUGGACAAAAAGAAAGAGGAGUUUCAGAAAGAGCACCCCGACAUCCAAGGAGAGCCAAUUGAGGACAUCUAUGAGACGGUGAAUGACCAGGAGAUCCGUCAGGUGUUUGAGGGUCAGAACCGGAUCCACCUGGAGAUCAAACAGCUCCACCGGCAGCUCGCUAUGAUCCUGGACGAGCAGCGGAGAUACGUGUCCGUCAUCACAGACGAGGUCGCCAAGAAGGGGGCCAACGCCGAGUCGGGACAGCUGGACACUGUGGGUCAACAGCAGUUGGGCUCCGUCCUAGCCACCCAGCAGGAGGUCCUCCAAAACCUGAACGAGCUGAGGAACUCCUUCUAUGAGUCUCUGAAGCAGAUCGGCUCAGCGCAGGGGAACGCGGGCGCUUUGGGAACGUACGAGACCAUCCAGCACUUCAACGAAAUCAAGGAGCAUCUGCACACGGUCAAAAGAGACGUGGAGCACCUGGUGCAGCGCAACUCUCCGAAUCCAGCGGAGAAGACAGUGAAGUGCCCCGAGGUGCCCCCCAUGCCUUCCUGCCUAUCCACAGUUCACUUUACAAUCUUCAUCAUUGUCCAGUCAGUCCUGUUCUUCUGCUACAUCAUGUACAAGAGUCAACAAGAAGCAGCAGCAAAGAAGUUCUUUUGAUAAAAUACAUUUCUAAAAAGAAAGUGUGUAAAUGAGGGAAUGUCCAUUUUGGUCUUUGGUUUUUCAGUUUAUUUUGAGAUCUUAAAUUAUUGUACUUGAAAGAAAUGAUCUUGUUGAAGUUUGUUUUAAUUCAUUUCAGAUUUUUUUAUUUGAUCACUAAUUAGCUUUGUAUGAAUGCAUCUGUGAGACCUUUGGAUUUCCAACAUGAUGUAACAUGUUCCUUACAGUAUUUUUGGUUGGAUCUGUUUUGAUUUUGUUUUCAAUCUGCCCCAGUCCCAUUUUAUGAAACUGAACUGACUACAAAGAAACAUGUGCAAUUUUGUAUAAAAUAAUGCUGAACUAUUGCUGGCAAAAACUCA